UGAGAGCCAUCAUGGAGAGAGCUGUGGUGCAAAUCACCCUCUUUGGGCUGCUGCUGGCUUUGGCUACCACACUACCAAACAAGGACAAUUGGGAUAUAUACAGCUUUCACAUCAACUCCACGGUGACCAGUCGUUAUGCAACCACUGUCAUCUCAAGCCGCAUGGCCAAUCGUAUGGACGAGUCAAAGGAAAUAGAAUUCCACGUCCGGAUUCCCAAGAAUGCCUUCAUCAGUAAAUUUAGAAUGUUUAUAGAUGGCGAAGUGUACGAUGGUGUUGUAAAAGGUAAAGACAAAGCUCAGCAGCAGUACACCGAAGCUGUGUCCCGUGGCCAAAGCGCUGGAAUUGUCAGUUCUGUAGGGAGGACCCUGGAGGAAUUUAAGACCUCUGUGACUGUGGCUGCUCACAAAAAGGUCACCUUUGAACUCACAUAUGAGGAGCUGCUGAAACGCAGGCUUGGCAAGUACGAGCUGCAAAUCCACGCUCGACCCAUGCAGCCUGUCAAAGACUUCAAGAUUGAUGUGUUCAUUCACGAGAAAUCCGACAUCAAUUUCAUUGAGGUUAAAGGAGGACUAAGCACCAAUGUCCUGGCCAAUGCCAUCACCAAAACACAUGCAGACAAAAAGGCGUGGGUGUAUUUUUACCCAACAGAAGACCAGCAGAAAACGUGUGACAGCUGUGGAGAGCAGGGUAUGAAUGGAGAUCUGGUUAUUGUUUAUGAUGUCAAAAGGGGCAGCUCCAUGGGAGACAUCAAGACUUCAGCGGGAUACUUUGUUCAUCACUUUGCUCCAUCUAGUCUUGCCCGCAUAUCAAAAAAUGUUGUCUUCGUUAUUGAUCAAAGUGGCUCAAUGCACGGCAAAAAAAUGCAACAGACCCGAACAGCAUUAAUCCACAUCUUGAACGACCUGGCAGAGGAUGAUCAUUUUGGUCUUAUCACUUUUGAUAGCAGCAUUUUUCACUGGAAACGAGAACUUGUUCAGGCCAACAAUGAAAACCUAGAGAGCGCCAAGACAUUUUCAAGGGGAAUUAGAGAGAGAGGAUCCACAGACAUUAAUGGAGCAGUGUUGGAAGGAGCACGUAUGCUGAAUGCACAUCCCAGGGAAGGUUCAGCGUCUAUCCUCAUACUUCUCACCGAUGGAGACCCAACCUCAGGGGAGACAAAUCUGGAAGAAAUCCAGUCAAAUGUCAGACGUGCUAUUGCAGACAAAUUCCCUCUCUACUGUCUCGGUUUUGGUUUUGAUGUCAAUUUUGAGUUCCUUGAGAAGAUGUCACUGCAGAACAAUGGUGUGGCACGUCGGAUUUAUGAAGACUCUGACGCUGCCUUACAGCUGAAGGGUUUCUAUCAAGAGGUGGCCACUCCUCUGUUGAUAGAUGUGACAAUGACUUAUAAUGGUGGGACCAAUCUAACUCAGACUAACUUCAGCCAGUAUUAUAAUGGCUCCGAGAUUGUGGUGGCUGGUCAGAUCACUGACAACAAUAUUGAAACCUUCACUCCACAAGUUAUGGCCAUUUCGAGGAGUAGAAAGGUGACGUUUUUUGACACAAACUCCACCGUGGAGUCCACUGGAACAGAGUCUGAUGACCACAUCCAGAGGGUUUGGGCCUACCUCACAGUCAAACAGCUUCUGGAGAAAGAGCUGAUGUUAUCUGGACCUGAGAAGGAAAACGUGAAGAAAGAGGCUUUGGAGCUGUCGCUGAAGUACAGCUUUGUGACCCCACUCACAUCCAUGGUGGUCACCAAGCCUCAGGGCGAGGACACAGAUGUGCUCCUUAAACCCAAGGAAGGUGAAGCGCCACAGGACCGGCGAUCUUUUGGAGUGAAUAGAUAUGUGCUUCGAGGCUCCUUGGGACAAUCAGGUUCUUCAAGCCGUACUAUGCCAGCUCACCCGGGUAUGUCAGCUCACCCUGGUGUUUCACGUGAUACGGUUAUGUCAGAUUUAAUUCUUGACUACGAUUUUGCAACCCAAGUUUCACCCACCAUUGUGCCAGAAAGAGAAACUAAUGUUCCUCUUUCCCACAGGUUUUUGAUCAAAACUGAGAAUCUCUCACUUCCACUAUGCUUUGAUGUCACUGGAGAUGUUCGCCUUAAACUACUUCAUCAUCACAACAGGGAGCUGUCUGUGAAUGGUCAGCUUGAUUCAGUAACAUUUGGAGGCUUCCAAAGGAUUGUCAUCCACUUCAAGACUGACCUAAGUGUUGAGGUUGCAACCAAUGAAAUCACUGUACGAGAGGGACAGUCAAUGUCACGCCACAGUGGACAGACUUACUUUACAAAUGGAAGAUUGACAGUGAUUAGGCGGGACCAGGAAAUCGUUGUUUCAUCUGGAGACACACGCAUAGUCAUCUUAAUUCAUGUGAAGGAUGGCGAAGAAUUCCUCUGGCCGGUUUUAAGACAGCAGCCAUCAGACAACACUGAAGGAAUUCUAGCUCUAAAGCCAGCAGUUUAUGAGGAGGUGCAACAAACUCCCUCCACAAAACUUAAGAUCAAAGACCUGGAGAUUGACGUUACCAGGGCCAAUGCUGUUGACUACAGUAUUGUCUCUCCCUCGACAAUUGACUGCUGGCUCAUGUCUGCUGAGUUUGCCCUGCAGAGAAGCUUGGAUGACUUCAUUGCUACACAACUGUAACUGGGAGCCAUGUCGAAUCACUUGCAAAGAUUUCAUUUAAAAGAAAAAUAAGUCAAGCACAAGCUGAUUCAUUAUGGAUAAAGUCUUUCCACCUGUUACUAACA
Cottoperca gobio is the source of this 2728-nucleotide messenger RNA. Its product is annotated as inter-alpha-trypsin inhibitor heavy chain H3-like. The coding region runs from base 12 to 2624 and encodes 870 amino acids. Lineage: Eukaryota; Metazoa; Chordata; Actinopteri; Perciformes; Bovichtidae. The transcript is spliced from 23 exons. The record is from RefSeq and is a predicted model, not a curated record.